Sorghum bicolor (sorghum) is the source of this 1910-nucleotide messenger RNA. RefSeq names its product AT-hook motif nuclear-localized protein 10. The transcript is spliced from 6 exons. Bases 538 to 1623 code for a protein of 361 amino acids. Gene Ontology annotation, molecular function: minor groove of adenine-thymine-rich DNA binding. The record is from RefSeq and is a predicted model, not a curated record. Lineage: Eukaryota; Viridiplantae; Streptophyta; Magnoliopsida; Poales; Poaceae.
CCGGGGUCCUCGCGAAAAGGCAUACGCUCCCCUCCUCUCUAUUAAUCCCUGCUGGGCUUUACACAUUUUCUCCUCCGUCGAUUACAGAAGCUUUUUUUUUUCUCUUCUCAGUAUUUCGGUCGAGAAAUUCGCGAAGGGGUUUGGGGAAUUCGAGGCAAGGAUUUGCAAAAAUCAUGGGAACUUGAUGCGGCUUCCUGUGCCCGUCGCUAAUUUCUCUGUUUUAUUUGCGUGAUUUUUAGGGUUUAUCUCAGAGUUUUUUUUUUGGUUUCUCCGCCGUAUUUCGUAGAGAAAUUUGUCACUGUGAAAAAUUCGUUUUUUGGUUUCUUCCGUGCUACUGUGAAAUUCGGAAUCUUGUCAGAGAAAAGAGAAGGAAAAAGGAAAAAAAGAGCAAAAUAGUAAGGGGGAUUUUUUUGUACCUGGGUGUUUUCUGUUCACUUGAGUCGGUUAAUCUUGGGAGUGCCUGGCUCCAGCGAGAUCGAUCGAAAGGAGGGACCUUUCCUUGGUUCCUCUGCUCGAGCUGUGCUUGCGGGGUGAACCAUGUCAUCAGCGAUGGCGGCGGCGAGUGAAGCGGCGUAUGGCGGAGGCGUGCAGAAGGGGUCCCUGCAGCAGCACCAGGCGCCGCAGCCUAGCCCCGGCUCGGUCUUCUACACCCCUGACGGCAUCGCCGUCUACGCGAAACCGGCCAUCCCGCCGUUCUACCAACAGUCCGCGGGCAGCAAUGCCAUCGUGCCGGCGGCUCCGGGGCUAGCUCAUUCCUCCGCCACUUCUGAGCCCUUCAAGCGCAAGCGCGGGCGCCCGCGCAAGUACGGCCCCGCGGACGGCGCCGUGCCCCUGGCUAUCGUGCCCCCGUCGCAGCCACCCACUGCUGCUGCCCCAGCUGCCUCUGAGGCGUCACCCACGAUUCCUCCUGGCUUCGCUCCAAGCCCGCAGGGUGGUGGCGUGGUGAGUCCCCAGGCCUCACCGGCGCCGCAGCCGCCGGCGGCGUCAGGUGCUCCCGCUGUCAAGAAGCGGGGCCGGCCGCCGGGCCCCUCCAGCAAGAAGCAACAGCCGCAGGCGGCAGCGCCUGGACCAGGCUGGGCUGGAUGGAAGCCUCAUAUUUUCACAGUCCAAGCUGGAGAGGAUGUAGCAUCAAGAGUCAUGUCAUUUUCUGGGAAUGGAUGGGCAGUUUGUAUCCUCACAGCCAAUGGCGCUGUAUCUAAUGUGACCCUGCGUCAAGGAGAGUCUUCUGGUGGAACAGUAACUUAUGAGGGCCGUUUUGAGAUUCUCUCUUUGGCUGGGUCAUAUCUUCUGUCAGAAAGUGCUGGCAUGAGCAGUCGAACAGGUGGACUUAGUGUUUCUCUUGCUGGUCCUGAUGGGCGUGUUUUAGGUGGUGCUGUAGCAGGACCUCUAACUGCAGCUUCGCCAGUUCAGGUGGUCAUUGGGAGCUUUCUGGCUGAUACAAAAAUGGAGCUUGACCCUGGAUCAGCACCCGAAAAACAUGCUUUUGGAAGAUUUCCAACUGCCAGCAGUCCAUCUAGGGGUACUGAAUCCUUGGGUGGGCAUGCAAGCCCACCAAACACCACAGGCUCCUUCAGCACCAGCACACAGCCACCAGGCUUCCCAAGCUUCCCCCCGUGGAAAUGAGCUUACCAGCUAUGGUGGAGUAGGGCGUAGCCGUGGGGUUGAGGAGGGAGGGAUGGGGAUUAGACUUCAUUAGGUACUCCUGCUGAAGGAACUGAUGAUCCUCGAGCGUCAAUUUAGUUUCACCAGAUCGUUAUGAGAGUCGAUCUUAUUUAGGUACUUCUAACUGGUUACAGUGAAGUUCUGGUUUGCUGCCUGUCUUGAUAUGUUGCAUCAUUGAGGCACUCCAAAAUGGGGGUAGCAUACAGUAAAUUAGAUGAUUUUUUUCCUAUCAAAUGCCUUUUGUCAUU